Closterium sp. NIES-65 is the source of this 1809-nucleotide messenger RNA. NCBI's taxonomy places the organism in Eukaryota, Viridiplantae, Streptophyta, Zygnematophyceae, Desmidiales, Closteriaceae. The record is from the annotation of a GenBank genome assembly.
AUGCAGGACCAUACCUCCGUGUCCCUCAUUGCUCCAACGAAGCUCCAAACCAUCAACUGGCCAAGGCCUUAUGACUCCGCCAGUGUCACUCCCUAUUCAGUCACAUCAGAACCAGGGUCUCUCGGUCCUAAGGCCAGCAGCGGGAACAAGGAUGGUGGUGGGGAUGGGGAUGGCUUAGCAGAGAUCCACUUUGAAAGCUGCCCACCCAUUCGAGCAAGGCUUGUGAUUGGAGCCGAUGGCUCUCGAUCACGUGUCCGCUCCCUCGCACACCUCCGCACCAUCGGAUGGCCGUACCACCAGCGAGGAGUGAUCGCGACCGUCGAUCUCGCUUCCCCCAGCAUCACAGCCUGGCAGCGGUUCCUCCCUUCAGGCCCUCUCGCCCUCCUCCCGCUGGGGGAUCACUUCAGUAAUGUCGUGUGGUCGACCACCGAAGAACACGCCCUUAAGCUACAAUCCAUGAGCCCUGAGGAAUUCGCAUAUGCAGUUAAUGAGGCGUUCAGUAAAGAGUUUCCAGCACAUGGGCUCUCUCAAGGGGGUUUAAAGCUGCCUUCUGUGCUUCCCUCUGCUGCUUCUGUUGCUGGUGCUGGUGCUGCUGCCGCCGCUGCUGCUGCUGCCGCUGCUGCUGCAGCUGCGGGAGCUGUUUCUGCUGCUGGUGCAGCAGCAGCAGGGAACUCACUUACUUCUGCUAUUGCAUCUGCAUUCUCCCUACAAUCAUUCUUGAGACAAUCUCCCUCUAAUCCCCUCUACAGUUUUAGUGAUACGGACAAGUUUAGUAUGCCUCCGGAAGUUUUAUCGGCUCGAAGCAAGGUUCUUUCGUUCCCGUUGUCGCUACAGCAUGCCGGCUCGUAUGUUGCACCGAGAUGUGCUCUUGUGGGGGAUGCAGCACACACGGUGCAUCCUCUGGCAGGACAGGGAGCCAACCUGGGAUUCGGGGAUGUUGCGGCACUUGUAACAGUGCUGGAAAAACUGGUGGAAGUUGGAGAGGACAUUGGAGAGGAGGCUGUUGUGAAGAAGCGGAAGGUGAUGGUGGCACUUGAUGGCAGCGAGUUUAGCCGCCAGGCGUUCGACUUCGCCGUCGCAAAGAUCUUCCGACCGGAGAAGGACCUGGUGGUGCUGUUCAACGUCCGAGCUGCUAGCGGCGAUGCUGGCGCUGAGAACCCUAUUCUGGAGGAGUAUAAGAAGCUGGCGGAGGAGAAAGAAGCACCAAAGGUGUUCCCGCGCAUCGGAACCCGCGACCCCUACAAGCGCCUCGGGCUCGGCCGCGACGCGUCGACGGAGGAGAUAACAGAGGCGAAGAACUACCUGGUGGAGGAGUACAAGGGCCACGAGCGGAGCCGCGAAGCCAUCGAGGAGGCGUUCGACAAAAUUAUCGCGGAGAAAUUCAGAGAGCGACGGAAGUCCAAGAUCAACCUGAAGGCGGAUCUCAAGAAGAAGGUGGCGGAGGCACCGCCCUGGAUCCAGGCGCUCAUCGACAUGGUGGAUGUGCCCAAGCCGGCGGUGAUUGCGCAGCGUGGAGUGCUCUUUGCUCUCAUCGCCGUCUGGAGUAUCAUGAACCCCGCCGAGGGCGGCCCAGCCUUCCAGGUUGCGGUGGCUCUGGGUCUCUCAGUGUACCUCAUCAACGAGCGGCUCAAGAGCAUUACUAGAGCACUCAUUAUCGGGUUCGCCACGCUCGUGGUUGGCUGGAUCACCGGCUCUUUCCUUGUGCCGUUCAUCCCGGAGGGUAUUUUCCCUGGCUUCUGGAGUCUUGAGCUCGGCACUUCCCUUGUCACCUACGUCUUCCUCUGGUUCUCCACCACCUUCCUCAAGUGA